AUGAAGUGUUUUGUUGCUUUAGUCAUUGCUGCCAUUUCGCUGGUUGCCGAAGGUUCAGUGAUUCCGUGGGUACUGCCGGCUGGGAUUGCAAUUCCCGCCCCAGCUGGACUUGCUAUUCCAGGAGCAACCGUCAUUCAAUCGAAUCCGGCCCCAGCCACCGUCCUGAUUCCAGCGGCGCCCGGUCCCGUAACCAUCGAUGCCUCUGGCAUUCCCAUUGUGCUAGCUCCAGGUCCGGUUCCGGCUGUGGUGGCUGUUGCACCCGUACCGGCACCAGCUGCAACGUCACUUUCUGCAACGCGUGGAGCCGUUCAUGUUGCACCUCUGCCCGGACAUUCCGUUUCACAGCAGCAACUGAAUUUGGCUCCCGCUCCCGGUUCGGAGUAAUCACGACACUCAGGAAGCAAAGCUUCGAAUUUUCUCCUUAAACAACAACGACGACCAACCGACCUAGGACGCGCUCAAUCCUGCUACGGUGAUAGAAUCUUGUUCCUGCGGCGAUCGGAGAUUGUAUCCCGAGCGGGACAAUCUGUUUUUAUGAUAGUUUUGUUU
Sabethes cyaneus is the source of this 549-nucleotide messenger RNA. RefSeq names its product adult cuticle protein 1-like. The transcript is spliced from 2 exons. Lineage: Eukaryota; Metazoa; Arthropoda; Insecta; Diptera; Culicidae. The record is from RefSeq and is a predicted model, not a curated record. The coding region runs from base 1 to 384 and encodes 127 amino acids.